GUUUACUCUGCAUUUCGAAUUUGUAAGGAAAUGUCCUAUAUUGUUGUGUGCAGUCAUUAGCAUAGACAUGGCCACGGUCGGCCGCAGACAUGUAGAGUUUCACCGCUUUACGUGCCUUGACUGCGGACAAGCCUACGACUUUGAUACACGCAUUCGUUUCGUGGAUUUCACUAAUUAUUCCCCAGCGUUUAAAAUGUGUCGGAUGUUCGGUGUUCUGUCUCUCGCCUACGUGGCUAUCUUUAUCACGGUGGUGCAAUGUAGUGAAGAUGUGAAAACAUCGGGAGUUCCCAGUUUUUUCAGCCAAGAUAUUGACGUCGGCCGUACGUUCGGAAGGCCCGCUCUAAAGAGGCUAUCUUUCAUCUUCCUGCCCGUGAUGUUCACGUUGGGAGUUAUAUCCACUCUGCUCCUAGCCCUUGCCGUCAUAUCCGUGAAGAAUCUUGCCAUUGGAGUAAUACUGCUCAUUGUAGCCAUCAGUCAGGCUGCUUCAAGAUUAUUCUUCGCGGCGACUUCACCUUCAUCUCCACUACUGCAUCUGCACCCGCGAGCUGAACUCUUACCAGCGCCUGCUCCCUGGCCGGCUUCGGGACCCCUCCUCUCACAAUGGGCGAGAUCUGGCGAUGACACAACCAUCUCUGACUAAACAUGAAUCGGGAAUAAUUCUAAACGAAGUAAUUACUUUGUAAUAGAAGUAAUACUCCAAAGAACAUAUCAACGAUAAUUUUCCGUAUACGAUUAGUUGUAAGAUGUUUAUGCAUUUGUAAGGUGUAAGAUCUUCGUCUGUCUCUCGCAAAACAAUAUUUUGCGAAGGUUAGACGACGGUAUAUUAAGUGUAUUUAUAAAACUACCUCCUUAAGGAUUAAAUUAUUUGAAUAAUUCCA
Molecule: messenger RNA, 878 nt
Organism: Papilio xuthus (Asian swallowtail)
Lineage: Eukaryota; Metazoa; Arthropoda; Insecta; Lepidoptera; Papilionidae
Gene: apn
Product: apnoia
Exons: 4
Coding region: 68-640 (190 amino acids)
Source: RefSeq, a predicted model, not a curated record